UGAGCCCACAAUGUUAAUGGGAAUAACACAAUCAACUCGUGGCAAGUGAAUAUUUCCUCCUUUUCUCUACGGCUCUUCUUCUCCUCUCGCUUUCGCAGGAAGACCAUGUUUGAUCUCAGCCCUGCACUCCAUGUGGACCUUAUCAGUAUCACCAUUAAACCCAAAACUACUCAUUAUAAGAAAAGCAAGUUUCAGCUCAUUUAACCAGCAUUUAUGGUGCUCCCUCACCUGUUAUAUAUACCCAUGAAAGUUCCAUCCUCCUUGCCCGCCGAGGAAUAAUGAGGCAGAACAUGGGAGAGAUGGCGAGAGAUGGAAAAAUCCUCUCCAUCUUCUAUGCCUUGUGCCUUCUAUGCGUAUGCAGUUCAGCAAUUCCAGAAGAGUACAAGUUCAUGAAGGAGGCGAGCAGUGCGGCUGCAGAAGAAAGCUACGAUUAUAUCAUUGUGGGAGGAGGCACAGCGGGGUGCCCAUUGGCAGCAACAUUGUCCCACAAUUUCAGCGUACUUUUACUAGAGCGAGGAGGUUCUCCAUAUGGGAAUCUGAAUAUAUCAAGAAUUGAGAAUUUUCAGCACACAUUGGCUGAUAGUUCUCCUGGAUCACCUUCUCAGAUGUUUUUGUCUGAGGAUGGAGUUUUUAACUCUAGGGCGAGAGUUUUGGGUGGAGGGAGCUGUCUAAAUGCUGGGUUUUAUAGCCGAGCAAGUCCCCAGUAUGUUAAAAAGAUGGGGUGGGAUGGAGAGCUUGUGAAUCGAUCUUAUCCCUGGGUUGAAAAAAUUGUAGCCCAUGAACCUGCUCUUAAACCUUGGCAGGCUGCCGUUAGAGAUGCUCUGCUUGAAGUGGGUGUUAAGCCUUAUAAUGGCUUCACUUAUGAUCAUAUGCAUGGAACUAAGCUUGGUGGAACUAUUUUUGAUAAAAAAGGGAAGAGACAUACAGCUGCUGAUCUUCUCCGUUAUGCAAAUGGAAAUGGACUUACUGUUCUGCUCCAUGCCACUGUAAGCCGUGUCUUCUUUGGUAAAGGCAAAUCCAGUCGGUCAGCUCGGGGCGUGAUUUACAGAGACGCAAAAGGGCAAAAACAUGUGGCCUACUUAAAAAACAGAAUGAGCGAGGUCAUAAUAUCAGCAGGAGCACUAGGAAGUCCACAACUUUUAAUGCUCAGUGGAAUUGGACCCGCAGAUCAUCUGAAAUCGAUGGGAAUACCUGUGCUGGUGGAUAAUAAGGGCGUCGGAAAAGGCAUGGCAGACAACCCAAUGAAUGCAAUCUUUGUCCCAUCGACUCGCCCUGUGCACAAAUCUCUUUUACAGGUAGUCGGAAUAACCAAAAUGGGCAGUUACAUUGAAGGUUCCAGUGGAUUUUUAACCGCUGUAGUGCCCAUGCCCAAGCACUAUGGAGCCCUCAUGAACAAAGAUGCAGAGAUUUUAGAAGGGGGAUUCAUUAUGGAGAAGGUUAAGGGCCCUCUUUCCAGAGGCCUCCUGCGCCUGAAAAACACCAAUGUUGAAGACAAUCCUUCUGUGUCUUUCAAUUACUUUAGCCAUCCCCAAGACCUGGAAAGAUGUGUGAAGGGAAUUAAGAUCAUAGAAAAGAUGGUCCAGUCCAAGGCAUUCUCUGUGUUCAAUAAUGCAAAUGUAAGCUUGUCUGAGAUUCGUGCUAUGUCGGUGGAGCGUGCUCUGAAUGUGAUCCCUAAACAGUUUAAUGAUACUACUAGUCUUGAGCAGUUCUGCAAGGACACUGUGAAUACCAUCUGGCACUAUCAUGGCGGAUGCAGGGUUGGCAGUGUUGUUGAUGGGAGUUAUCGAGUUUUUGGUACCAAGGCCCUGCGUGUUAUCGAUGGCUCCACUUUUGUUUCCUCCCCGGGUACCAAUCCUCAGGCUACUGUUAUGAUGCUGGGCAGAUACAUGGGAGUCAUGAUAGCAAGAGAAAGAUUGGGAACAGGUGCAGGUGUGUAAUAACAACCAAUCAAUUGUUUCAGAAAAUAACAGAUGGCAGAGUAGAUGCCUCGUCAUUGUUCAUGGCCGCGAAUAAUAAUUCAGUACUAUUCCAGCUGACUUUGAAUAAUUUCAUUAAAUUUCCACAUCUGUACCAUUAGAGGGAGCACAUGAUAUGUGUAACAGUAGGUAUUGGAGGCAUAUUAAGGAGGAUAACUGAAUUUGGGUGUGUCAAAAACGGUCAUUAGUUUAGCUGAAACAGAGAUUCUAUGAGUUUUCAUUGGCGUCUCUACAGAUUGUAAAAUUGUGUUUUGUAUUAUAUGCUUCCUGUCAAAGCAGAAGCGUUAGCAGAACUGGCAGAAGUGCUGCAAACAAGCAUUAAGGUUUGUAUUAGAAUUGUCCUUGUGUUGUAAUUCUUUCUAUUCAGAACAGGAAAUGUCAGUAACAAUAAUACCUCUGUCAAAAGGAGGACUAUUUAUUGCCUCAA
Cryptomeria japonica (Japanese cedar) is the source of this 2403-nucleotide messenger RNA. Its product is annotated as protein HOTHEAD. The coding region runs from base 279 to 1937 and encodes 552 amino acids. Gene Ontology annotation, molecular function: oxidoreductase activity, acting on CH-OH group of donors; flavin adenine dinucleotide binding. The record is from RefSeq and is a predicted model, not a curated record. The transcript is spliced from 4 exons. NCBI's taxonomy places the organism in Eukaryota, Viridiplantae, Streptophyta, Pinopsida, Cupressales, Cupressaceae.